Rhopilema esculentum is the source of this 2615-nucleotide messenger RNA. Its product is annotated as RNA-binding protein RO60. Lineage: Eukaryota; Metazoa; Cnidaria; Scyphozoa; Rhizostomeae; Rhizostomatidae. Gene Ontology annotation, molecular function: RNA binding. Gene Ontology annotation, cellular component: ribonucleoprotein complex. The record is from RefSeq and is a predicted model, not a curated record.
GCAAACACUGAAAAGGAGUCUGGGCUUGGUUCUGUUUCCUUCUGGAUUCAAGACUGGAAAAAUGGAGCAGAAAGAUUCCUCAGCUAUCCCGGGCCAGCAGUUUCGUUUAGACGAGCGUCAACUAAAGAAUGAUGCUGGUGGUUAUGUUUUUAAGAUUGACGAUUUAGAUCGGCUCAAAAGAUUUCUCGUUUUGGGUGCUGAUGGAGGAACGUAUUAUGCCGGUGAAAGGGAACUUGCAAUCGAAAACAUCAAGUGCAUUGCUGACUUGAUAUGCAAUAGAAGAGGAAAGGAGGUUGUAGAUAUCCUCAAAACGUACAGUGUCGAAGGAAGGUGUCCCAAACAGAUAACCAUUGUGUAUGCUCUGGCAUUUUGUGCAAGAUAUCACAAUGGCACUUUAGAUCAACGUUUCCUAGAAACAAGGAAGGCAGCCUAUGAUGCCUUGAAUAAAAUUUGUCGUAUACCUACAGAUUUAUUUCAUUUUGUAGCCUAUUGUGAAGACAUAAGUAAAAGCAACAGAGGUCGUUCCGGGACUGGCUGGGGUAGAGCUCAGAGAAAGGCCAUCUCGAAAUGGUAUCUCAGCCAGUCACCGACCAAGCUGGCUUAUCACGUAACAAAAUACAAGCAAAGAGAUGGCUGGAGUCAUAGGGACCUUUUAAGACUUAGUCAUCCAAAGCCCAGCUCUAAGCAGAAAAGCCAUCAGAUAAUUUUCAGAUUUGUCACUAAAGGUUUUAGUGAGUGUAAAAAGCUAUUUGAUGAUCCAGAACAGUUUCCAAGCAAAGAUGAAGAAGUUAACAAAACCUUUGCUACUCUCAAUGCUGCACAAGAAGCAUUACAGCUCAGUAUGCAGGACAUCCCAGAAAAUGAAAAGGAAGAAAAAAUUAUUGAACUUAUAAAAAAUCAUGAUCUAGUCAGGGAACAUAUACCAAAUACAUUUUUGCAGUCACUUAAGGUAUGGCUCCAAAUGCUGUUUAAGAUGCCAAUGACUGCUCUUAUAAGAAACCUUGGGAAAAUGAGCUCUGAAGGAAUGUUUGAGGACAGUGUGAAGCACAAUGGGACAGAGAUAGCACACAGGGUUGCAGAUUGGCUAAAAGAUGAAAAACGACUCGAAAAAGCUAGAAUACAUCCAUUCAAUGUACUUCUAGCUUUAAAAACCUAUGAAUCUGGAAAAGGUGACAAGGGAUCAAAAACCUGGAAUGUUAACAAGAACAUUGUUGGUGCUCUUGAUGAAGCAUUUUAUAAGUCUUUCAAGUUUGUUAAGCCAACUAACAAACGCUACUUCCUUGGUAUUGAUGUAAGUGGCUCAAUGUCAUUAGACAAUUGUAAUGGAUGCUCCAUUUCACCUGCAUUAGCAUCUGCUGCCAUGGCAAUGACUACCUUGAGAACAGAGCCAAAAACUUUCCCAAUGGCAUUUUCAGAUGGUUUAGUACCACUUAAAAUCAAUAAAGAUAUGAAGCUUGCAGAUAUCUUGAAAGAAACAAAGAAGCUAAUGUUUGGAUCAACUGAUUGUGCACAGCCAAUGAUUCAUGCCAUGAAAGAAAGCAUUGAAGUUGAUGUCUUCAUUGUUUACACAGACAAUGAAACAUGGACCGGAGAUCUUCAUCCCUUCCAAGCCCUUGUUGAUUAUCGCAAGAAAAUGAAUAUCCCCCAUGCAAAACUAAUAGUCUGUGCAAUGGCAGCAAAUGAAUUUACUAUUGCAGAUCCAGAUGAUCCUUUAAUGCUCGAUAUAGCUGGAUUUGAUUCAGCAGCACCACAAAUUAUUGCUGAGUUUGCUCAGUUUGAACCUCAACCUGUAAAGUAGUGUACUGGUACAACCUGUACUGUAGUGUAGCAUUCAGUGUACUGUUUCUUGCAGUUAUUUCUCAUCCAGUUGUGGAUGUUUACCUGAUUUCUAUAAGUUUACAGUUUAAGGGGCACUUUUGAUUCCUUGGGACUAAGGGGCACUUAUGAUUCCUAAAGUAUACAGAAAACCAUACAAAAAUCAUCUUGCCAUAAGGCUUUUACAGGUUUAGCCCCCUUCCCUUAUUCACAUUAUGAUUUGCUGUAUCUGCAAAUAUCUGGAUAUAAACCACUCAUCUUUCAUUCAAGAUUUUACAUUGUUGAAAGAUGUAUCUUGUCAAAUACAGUGUAUUUAGUCUAUUUCUCUUGCAUAUCCAAUUUUUGAAGGCAACUUCCUUUCUAUCACUUGGUUAAUUUUGCCAUAGAAUCUUGAUUUAUUACCUUAUGUUUAUUAUCAAUUCAAAAUUGGAGCAGUAAAUGGCAAAAUAUUAAUGAGAUAUAAAUUUGAAAAUAUAAUUUUGAUUACAUUGUCCUUGAUCCUUCCUUUUAGAUUCUUAUUAGUUCUUUUGCACAAAACAUUUAAUCCAAUUUUGAUUCUGGUUUUUCCAUGCAUAUUUGUAAUUUCAAUGCCCAUAGUUAACAAAAGAAAGGAUUUAGAAACAUAGCACUAGGUCCCUGAGUAGCUCUGAAAAUUGUUCAAUUAAUUGUAAACAAUUUACAUGGAAAUUUAUAUAGUAACUAUAUAUGGUCUUGAAUUAAUAUAGCAAUUGAUGCUGUUAGUACAACAUGAGGAUCUUCUAAUUUUCUUCAAUUUCUGAUCCAAUAAAUACUAAGACAGA